GGCGCAGUAGGGCCAGCUCCCCUCCGUACGCCAGAGAGAACAGCUCGCCAAGGGAAGCCCCACCCCACGGCUCGGACCGCCCGGCUUGGCGGCUGCUGCGCCUUCGCGCACGGGCAGCUACAGCUCUAAAGCCACCGCGGUAGCGCUCGCGGAGCGUUGUCCACUUCCCAGCGCGCUCCUGGCCUUGUAUCGCUAAACGCGGGCCUUCGCCCUAGACAGUACGGCGUGACUUGAGCUAACCAACGCGCUGCCAGCUAGCCACCUGCCUGCCACGCAGGUCUGUGCCAGUUAGUGUGGUCCCGUUGGUGCCCCCUGCCAGCGGUGCGCUCUGCUCCGCAUCCCUCGCUACGCCUAGGGCCAGGGCCUUCCAAACACAGCAGCAAUGCGGCCACUGUUAAAGACACUGAAGUACUCGUGAGUCAUUUUCUCUCGGCUCAAAACAAUGGUGAGUGCCCAAAAAAGAAACGACCCCUACCCCACGUCAAACCAUUCAUUGGUCUGAGAGUGGGCCUGCGGCUCACGAUUCUCGUCAGUGACCACCUGUAGAAGCAGCAUCGAGGGGUUACAAAAAGCACACCCAGCCUUCCUCACGCUAGAGGAGCUGCUCCAGUUGCAACUUUUUCUGAGCUGUGAGAAGGCUCCACUACACUCCCAGAAGCAUAGGUGCUGGAACUAAGGGUGCAGAGGUGUGUGCCUUGCAGCACCCGGAUGGAACUGACUAACAGGGGGUUCAGAAAUCAGUAGUUUGACACCACCCCUGAAAAAUGUUGCCCAGUCAAGAAGACAUGAUGGGCCAAUAGAAAAAGGAAUCCUUGUUACAGAAAAGUUUAAUGUCGGUAACAUGGGACAUCAGGUGAUAAUAUUUGACAUUUCUGCUGCAAGAGGAUUCUGGGAAACUCAAGUGAAGAAGUAUAAAGAAACUCAAAAAAAGGAAAAGGAAAGAUUAGCAAAAAGUUCAUUAGAGAAGAUAAAGCAAGAAUGGGACUUCGUCCUAGAGUGCAGAAAGAAAGGCGUUCCACAAUCUGCAUACCUAAAGAAUGGUUUCAUAGAUACCACUGUGAAGCUCGUGGAUAAAGUUGAAAAGAACUCUCAGCUCUCUAAGAAGAGUGCUUUGUCAAAUGUAGCAGACAAAGAAAGAAGAAAGUUUAUUUUUCAACUUUCUGGAGAGCACUGGACGGAAUUGCCAGAUUCAUUGAAAGAACAGACGCAUUUGAAAGAAUGGCAUAUACACAAAACACAGAUACAAAUCAUUCCAGCCUACAUUGCCUUGUUUCAAGAGCUGAAAGUCUUGGAGAUAUCAAAUAACCAGAUCACACAUCUUCCAGUUGAGAUUGGUUGUUUAAAACAACUGAAAGAACUCAAUGUGAGUUUUAAUAAUUUGAAGAGCAUCCCUCCAGAACUGGGAGACUGUGAGAAUCUGGAAAAACUGGAUUUGUCUGGAAAUGUAGAACUUACAGAGCUCCCAUUUGAACUAAGUAACUUGAAACAAGUCACAUUUGUAGAUGUGUCAGCAAACAAGUUUCCCACUAUUCCAAUUUGUAUACUCCGGAUGUCAAGUUUGCACUGGCUGGAUAUGAGCAACAACAAACUGAGAGAUCUCCCACAAGAUAUAGACAGACUAGAGGAACUGCAGACACUUCUCCUGCAGAAAAACAAGCUGACUUAUCUUCCACGAGCUUUGGUCAAUAUGCCAAAGCUCAGUUUGCUGGUGGUCAGUGGGGAUGAUCUGGUUGAGAUACCCACAGAUGUUUGUGAAUCAACCACAGGUUUAAAAUUUAUCAGUCUUAAGGAUAAUCCUCUUGAAACAAUCUUCUAUCAAGAUACUGAAGACAUCCUAGAAAGUGAUCGAGAUCGGGAGCAAUUUGAGAAAGAAUUUAUGAAAGCUUACAUUGCAGACAUAAGAGAAAGAGAAUCUGUACCUUGCUAUACUACAAAGGUAUCAUUUACUCUUCAGCUCUGAAGAUCAGAAAUCUCUAAGAUACUGUAGGACACCAGAAAAAAAAAUUGUAUGUCUAUGUGAAUGGAAAAUAUCACGGAGGGUCAAAAGCAGCUCAUAAAUAAUGAUCACGGAAUUUCUUAUUUGUUACCAUAUCUGCUUUCUACAGCUACAGACAAAUUUGCAAGGACUAAAUAGUUUUUAAUCAGAUAUCAUUUCACUUUUUAAAUGAACGUAUUUAUUUUCAAGUCAAUAGCAAAAGCACUAAUUUAUACACUGCUAAGGCCCUCAUCCUGCAAAUAUUUAUACAUGGGUUGUAUUUCACUACUGUGAAUAGGGCUACUGAAUGAAGUUAAGCAGAUAUGUGUUUGCAGGAUAGGGGCCUUAUGGAGUAUCAGGUAUAUAUUCUGUUGCGGUUCUAAAGAAACAUUUGUUUUGUACAAGCAGUGGAAGUGCUAAUGCUUUAGAAAAUGCAUGUGAUCUAUUAUAUUUUAAAGACCAAAUGACUAAGUCAGUUGUUUGCAAUAGUUCUUAACGGUAGGUUUAAAUGCAUUGUUUCUGAGUGAGAUGUUUACUUUCUGCUGUUCAGAAGGGUGCGUCUGUGGUUUUUCAAUUUAAAUAAAUUUCAGCAAGUAGACAGCAUGGAGUCUGAAAAUACUGUCACUUUGUUCAAAUAUAUUAUAAGCAUUUAAAUUAUCACAAAUAUUAGUACACUGGCAACUGGAAUUUUUGCAGUAAACAAUUUUCUAUUAACAGUUUGGCAAUGGCUUAAUAGGAUUUUAAAGAAAAAUAAUCUCUGGGAAGAAGUUUGAAUGAAUAAAACAUCACGAAAAUAUUUUGAAACCAAGCACUUUGUCUAAUAUUGAUUGCUCUUAAAUUACAGUAUUUUUGUUGGCAUAAUGCAAAUGCCUUAGCUGUUUAAGUAUGAUUUUGUUGGUUAUAAUAUUUUGUUUUGCUUGUUUGUAACCUGUUGUACUCAGUUCUGUAAGUGUACAAAUUGUAGAGUGUUUUGAUGAUUUAGUUUUGCAUAUGAAUAUUUUUCAUUUAUUAAAUCGACUUUUAAUCUAAAAAU
Molecule: messenger RNA, 3008 nt
Organism: Pelodiscus sinensis (Chinese soft-shelled turtle)
Lineage: Eukaryota; Metazoa; Chordata; Testudines; Trionychidae
Source: RefSeq, a predicted model, not a curated record